Messenger RNA from Betta splendens (Siamese fighting fish), 912 nucleotides. RefSeq names its product gremlin-1-like. The record is from RefSeq and is a predicted model, not a curated record. Gene Ontology annotation, biological process: animal organ morphogenesis. The transcript has 2 exons. The coding region runs from base 121 to 663 and encodes 180 amino acids. Gene Ontology annotation, molecular function: BMP binding; receptor ligand activity. Lineage: Eukaryota; Metazoa; Chordata; Actinopteri; Anabantiformes; Osphronemidae.
CGCUGUCCGCGGGGCGUGUUCUGCUGAAGCUCUGAAACUGAACACGCGUUAGAAAAGCCGCUCAGUCUCCAGAGGACGCAACAGCAGGAGCCGCAACGCGCGCACUUUGACCGCUUUAAUAUGAGGAGCUCAAAAAGAAAAGCUUCGGCCAUGAGGGGACCGUCGCUGCAGGUCUCCCUGACGCUGGUGCUGCUGCUCGGCCUGAGCGCCGCGGACGCUGCGACCCCUCAUUCGAACGGAGCGCGUGCGAGCGCGUGUUUGCAGCCGCCCGUCGGCGCGCUGCUCUCCCGCGGUAAUCCGGGCCCCGCGGCCUCGACAGACGAGGUGCUGGAGUCCAGUCAGGAGGCGCUGCACGUCACGGAGCGCCGGUACCUGCGGCUGGACUGGUGCAAGACGCAGCCGCUGAAGCAGAGCAUCAAGGAGGACGGCUGCCUGGAGCGCGUCAUCCUCAACCGCUUCUGCUACGGACAGUGCAACUCGUUCUUCAUCCCGAGGCACAUUUACCAGGACGGAAACGCCUUCCAGUCGUGCUCAGCCUGCAGACCCAAAACCUUCAGCACCGUCACCUACACCCUCUACUGCCCGGGACAGACCCCGAACACCAGGAAGAAACGGGUCCAGCGCGUGAAGCAGUGCCGCUGCGCAACGAUCGACACGGAUUAGUGUUCGUCCGGAUCGAUCAGAUCAGCGUCCAGACCCUCGGAAGCACCGCUGAUUCUACUUAUCAAGUACGUUAACUCCAAGUAAACAGUUUUAUUUGUGACGGCAAAGGACUGCGAGCGGGGAACGGGUUGGAGCCAAAGACGUGCGGACAAUGGUUCCACUGGGACGGACACGUCCAAGGACGUCCACUUUACGGUGUCACUGUAAUCAUGCGUUGUUGUAUGUGAAUAAAUGUUUCAAACUAUGAAA